Messenger RNA from Porites evermanni, 385 nucleotides. The record is from the annotation of a GenBank genome assembly. NCBI's taxonomy places the organism in Eukaryota, Metazoa, Cnidaria, Anthozoa, Scleractinia, Poritidae.
AUGGACCAAGACAAUACCCACAGAUGGCUAAACCGAGGGCUUCAUAAUCGCAGCCCAGGAUCAAAGCCUCCCAACACGCUGGUACCAACACAACAUCCUCAAGAAGCCUAACUUGGACCCAAAAUGUAGACUGUGUGGCCGUUUCGACGAGACCAUUGACCACCUGGUCUCUGGCUGCCCUGAACUGGCUAAAACUGAAUAUAUUCACCGCCACAACAAGGCAGCUGCACACAUGCACUGGAAGAUCUGCAAAGAGUUUGGCAUUGAAGUGAAGGAACGAUGGUAUGAGCAUGAACCCAAGACUGUCACUGAGAAUGACAGCGUCACUAUUCUGUGGGACAUGCCCAUCCACACUGAUAGGACCAUAGCAGCUAAAAGGCCGGAC